AUGAUCCAUGGUCCAUGUGGUGUCAUUAAUCCGAAGUCACCGUGUAUGGAAAAUAAUGUGUGCACAAAGAAGUAUCCUCGGCCGUAUAAUGACAACACUUCGAUUGACAAAUCAGGGUAUGUGUUAUAUCGUCGCCGCCGGAAUGAAAAUGAGUCUGUGGUUAAAAAUGGGGCAAAUUUAAACAACACGUUUGUUGUACCUCAUAACAUUAAUCUCCUAAAGAAGUACGAGGCUCAUAUUAAUGUGGAAUGGUGUAAUCGUACAAGUGCAGUGAAGUACUUAUUCAAGUACAUAACCAAGGGUGUUGACAGAGCAUCCGCAGUUAUUGAAAAAGGAAAUACGGCAACUACCUCUGACACCGUGGCUUCUGGAGAACCAAAGGAAAAAGUGAUUAAGCAACGGAAUGAGAUCCAAGAAUACAUCGAAGCUCGAAGGUCAGAAUUUGCACGCACAUUAACUUAUGUGCAAAUACCAGAAUAUUUCGUAUGGAACAACAAUUCCAAAGUCUGGACUGAACGUAAGAAAAGAAAAACCAUUGGGCGAAUUGUGGCUGUCCAUCCAUCAGCAGGUGAUCGAUACUAUCUGAGGAUCCUCAUUAAUAAGAUUAAGGAUCCUAGAAGUUACGACGAGCUGAAAACUUUCAACGACGUGAAAUACCCUGACUUCAAAUCAGUUUGUCACGCACGAGGCUAUUUGGACGAUGAUGUUGAAUGGCUCGAGAGUAUGUCGGAGGGUGCUAGAACAGCCACCCCAUACCAACUCCGCGAUAUGUUUGUCACAUUCCUAAACACUUGCUUCGUUGCAAGCCCCAAAGGACUAUGGGAGCACUCAUGGAAAUCAAUGAGCGAGGACAUACUUCACAAGAGACAAAGGAUCUUAGGCCACACAAAUCUGGAACUGGAUGAUGAGACCCUAGAGCAAUACACGUUAAUCGAAGUGGAAAAGUUGAUGCGCAUGCAAGACCAUUCUUUAAAUGAUAUUAAAGAGAUGUCAAAGAUCAAACCUGUUUUGCUAAAAGAAUUGGGGAACAGUUUGUGGAACCAAGAAAUGGAUUACGAUGUUGCCGAGGAAACACUCAGACAUGUCAGUCAGUACAACUUACUUAACGCCCAGCAGCGUGCGAUUUACGAAUCAGUAUUAGACUCUAUCGAUAAAAAGGAUGGCAAACUAUUCUUUAUACAUGGCGCAUGGGGCACAGGAAAAACCUUCCUCUAUCAAACCAUUAUAUCCAGACUUCGCUCGAGGAAACAAAUCGUUCUCCCGGUAGCUUCUUCAGGAAUAGCCGCAUUGCUCCUACCAAACGGAAGAACAGCUCAUUCUCGCUUUAAUAUUCCUUUGAAGCUCGAUGAAGAUAAGCUCUGCAAUAUCAAACCAGGUACGAUGCUCGUGGAACUCAUUGAGAAAACGGACCUCAUAAUUUGGGAUGAGGCACCUAUGACGCACAAGCAUGCCUUCGAAGCAUUAGACAAAACUUUGAAGGACAUAAUGUCUAUGAAAAAUCCACACGCAAAGGAACAAACUUUUGGCGGAAAAAUUGUUUUGUUAGGUGGUGAUUUUAGACAGAUCCUUCCGGUAGUUCCACAAGGGAGUAGCGCUGAUACUGUCUUAGCUUCGAUAAGUCAUUCAUAUCUACGGAAUACCUGCCACAAGUUCCCUCUGAUGACAAAUAUGCGAGUCAACCAGGACGAAAAAGAGUUCUCUGAUUGGCUUCUCAAAUUCGGUGAAGGUCGUCCACAAUCAGAACAAGAAGAUGAGGAUGAUGGCUACCAAGACCAAAUCUUAACCGUCGACCCCUCAUUGGUCCAAGAAACUAAGGAUGAGUCAUUAAAGCAAGUUGUCGAUGCUGCGUAUGGUGAUGUCAACCAAAUAGAGGCCUCCCAAAGUUCCUACACUGAUAAAGCUAUCCUUACACCCCGAAAUGAUACAGUCGAUGAAAUCAAUGCGUAUAUAAUCUCGCAAACCGACGGAGAGUCAAAAGACUACUACAGUUACGAUAGCUUUGAGGUUUCGGAAACUCAAUCUAACUAA
Brassica napus (rape) is the source of this 2028-nucleotide messenger RNA. RefSeq lists its product as uncharacterized. The record is from RefSeq and is a predicted model, not a curated record. Gene Ontology annotation, biological process: telomere maintenance; DNA repair. Lineage: Eukaryota; Viridiplantae; Streptophyta; Magnoliopsida; Brassicales; Brassicaceae. Bases 1 to 2028 code for a protein of 675 amino acids. Gene Ontology annotation, molecular function: DNA helicase activity. The transcript has 2 exons.